Messenger RNA from Populus nigra (black poplar), 900 nucleotides. Its product is annotated as probable glutathione S-transferase. The transcript is spliced from 2 exons. The record is from RefSeq and is a predicted model, not a curated record. Gene Ontology annotation, molecular function: glutathione transferase activity. Bases 143 to 805 code for a protein of 220 amino acids. Gene Ontology annotation, biological process: glutathione metabolic process. Gene Ontology annotation, cellular component: cytoplasm. Lineage: Eukaryota; Viridiplantae; Streptophyta; Magnoliopsida; Malpighiales; Salicaceae.
UACGGAGAAAGAAAACAAGAAAAAGACUUCGAGAACAUCACCUGAUGGGGUUUACAUCUCCUUUAUAAAUAAGCCAUCUGAUCAUUCUCAUCUUACACCCACCAGCAGAAAGAGAAGGGUUGCAGGAGAGACUGGCAAAAAGAUGUCUAAGGAAGACUUGCUUCUCUUGGAUUUCUGGGUGAGCCCAUUUUGCAUGAGGGUGAAAAUAGCUUUGGCUGAGAAGGGUUUGAACUAUGAAUCAAAAGAGGAGGAUUUGUUUGGUGGGAAGAGUGAGUUGUUGCUCAAAUCAAACCCUGUUUACCAGAAGGUGCCUGUGCUCUUACACAAUGGGAAGCCACUGAAUGAGUCCGCUAUCAUCGUUGGCUACAUUGAUGAGAAAUGGCCUUCACACCCAUUGCUGCCAGCUUGUUCAUAUGGCCGUUCCCAAGCCCGUUUCUGGGCUGAUUACAUUGACAAGAAGCUAUUUGAUGCAACCUGCACUGUCUGGAGGAGCACAGGAGAGGCUGUGGCGGUAGCCAAGAAAGACUUCAUUGAAGUUCUGAAGGUGUUAGAGGAAGCCCUUGGGGAGAAAAAAUUCUUUGGUGGUGAUACCUUUGGGUUUGUCGAUAUAGUGGCAAUCCCUAUGGCCAGCUGGUUUUAUGCCAGUGAGAAGUUUGGAAACUUCACAGUCGAGGCCGAGUGUCCGAAACUGUCAGCUUGGAUUAAGAGGAGUAUGCAGAGGGAGAGUGUGGCCAAAGCUCUUCCGGACCCAGAAAAGGUCUAUGACUUUGUUGUCAUGUUCAGAAAGAUGCAAGGCAUUGAGUAGUCAAAUGCAUGCAUCUAUGCCCCUUCAACUCUGUGCAAUAAUUAGAUUUAUGCACAUUUGAGUUUAGCGUUGUCAGCUAUGGUCUCUUUCUGGUC